AUCUGUAGACUUCUCGAUCAUCCAAGUAUAGUCCAAUUACACGGCGUAUUCACCACAGAGACGUCUUUACUCCUAGUUCUGGAGUAUCUUCCAGGGGGGGACCUGUUUGAUGGUAUCGUAACGAGGUCUUAUUACAGUGAGAAAGACGCGUGCGCAUGUUGUCGACAAGUGUUGAGAGCCUUGCGAUAUCUCGCYAAAAUAGGUGUGGUACAUAGGGAUUURAAACCAGAAAAUUUGCUAUUAUCGGAGAAGCCACGAGAUAAUAGACCACCUAUUAUCAAAUUGACAGAUUUUGGCAUCGCAAAGCAGUUAAAAGAUGGCGUUACUCCCAUACAAUGUCAAGGCAGUGGUUCUCCAAUGUAUCUUGCACCUGAGACAAUCUUAGAGAGYAAAAUCGACUGUGCUGUUGAUAUGUGGGCGUGUGGUGUCAUCUUGUAUUUAUUAUUGGUUGGUUAUCCUCCUUUCUGGAAUGAAAAACCUGAAUUUCUUCUUCUUAGUAUUCUUCAAGCUAAUUAUACUUUCCCGUCGCCAUAUUGGGACACAGUCUCAGAUCCAGCCAAGGACCUUAUCAAGAAYAUGCUUGUUGUUGACCCGAAGCAGCGAAUCGACCCCUGUGAGGCACUACAGCAUGAAUGGAUUCGUGAUCCCGACGAGAUUCCUGGAGCAACACUUAACAGACGAACAACCCUAGUUAGGCUUACUGCUUUUAAUGCAAAACGAAAACUUAGAGGAGUGGUGUUGGGACUCAUUGCAAGAAAACGAAUGACGUUCAAACCUUCAAAAAACGCCCGRCGKUUAACAAGAAAAGACUCCUACUGCCCAGACCAGGACAUGGAAAACYACGUACACCAACUGAACGAAACACUGCCCAGCAUUACCGAGGAAAAUCCCGACGAAGGAAAAUACAAUGUUAAAGAAAUUAAGGCUCAACGAUCUCAUACAUACAGGUCGAGUGUAGAACUAGACAUUAACCCUACAAAGAACAAUUUACGGUCCGUCCGCUAUGAACGAAGACGACGUUCUCAAAAGCGAGCCAAAGAAAACACAUUAAGCCAAGAUACUUGAUAGUUUGUGAUUCGAUGGGCUGCCUGUGCUCAUAUAUCAUAAGGAAUUCUGACAAAAAAUUCAGAAGAACAAUUGUGAU
Molecule: messenger RNA, 1144 nt
Organism: Exaiptasia diaphana
Lineage: Eukaryota; Metazoa; Cnidaria; Anthozoa; Actiniaria; Aiptasiidae
Product: calcium/calmodulin-dependent protein kinase type II subunit delta
Biological process (GO): protein phosphorylation
Molecular function (GO): ATP binding; protein kinase activity
Source: RefSeq, a predicted model, not a curated record